AUGGAGAUUGAGAUUGGUGACCAAAUCAGUGCUCUAAAUGAGGAAGAAGGCAAAUAUAUGGAGGGAAGAGUUUACAAAAUUAAGCAGAAUGAAGCUGGCGAAACCGAAUAUUUCAUAUCCUUUUUAAAUAUCAAUAAACGUUUCGAUAACUGGCUUACCAAAGACCAACUUGACCUUAGAACACUCAUUAAAAAGUCGGAACUCAAAGCGAAAAAGUCUCAUGGUCCAAAUGAUAUCACCGCCGAACAAGAAGAAUCUUUAAAGUUCUUGGGCCUUUCGAGAAACAUAGAAUUCCUAAGAUUUGGUGACUACUUGAUGAAAGCAUGGUAUUUUUCACCUUUUCCAGAACCAUACUUUAACUUGGAAACAAUUUAUUGCUGCGAAUUUUGUAUGCACUUCUUCGCAACUGAAGAUGAGUACAAUGAUCAUUGUAUGAAGUGCACAUGCACUCAUCCUCCCGGUGAUGAGAUCUACAGAAAAGGCCAUAUGUCUGCAUAUGAAGUGGAUGGUGCAUUUGCCACAAGAUGGUGUACAAAUCUUUGCCUUAUCACAAAAUUAUUCUUAUUCCACAAAACGGAAUACUACAAUCCAACACUUUUCCACUUUUACGUAGUUUGUUUCCAUGAUUCUCAUGGUGCUCAUCCCUGCGGCUUCUUUAGCAAAGAAAAAGACUUCAACUGUCCGAACAAUCUCGCCUGUAUCCUUGCUUUCCCGUGCUAUCAAGGAACAGGCGUUGGAAGAUUUUUAAUUCAAUUAUCUUACGAACUAUCCAAGAUUGAACAUAAGCCAGGUGGUCCAGAAACACCAUUGUCCGAUCUUGGAAUGCUUGCUUACGAAAGUUAUUGGAAAUCUUCAAUCAUGAAAGUUAUUAUCGAAAAUGAAGGAAGGAAACUCUCAAUUACCGAUAUGGUCGAGCUUACAGGAAUGACUGAAAGUGAUAUCAAGCACGGAAUUGCAAGCGGUGGUCUCCUGGCGCGAAAUGAAAGAGGAGAAUACUGUUUUGCAGCUACAAAGAAGCAAGUAGCAGAAUAUAAAGCAAAGGAGAACAAGAGAAAACUCCAUUUGGAUCCAAGACGUAUUAGAUGGACUCCUUAUCCCAGAGCUAAGAAGGAAGGAUUAUAA
Molecule: messenger RNA, 1122 nt
Organism: Trichomonas vaginalis G3
Lineage: Eukaryota; Parabasalia; Trichomonadida; Trichomonadidae
Product: histone acetyltransferase protein
Exons: 1
Coding region: 1-1122 (373 amino acids)
Biological process (GO): regulation of DNA-templated transcription
Molecular function (GO): histone acetyltransferase activity
Source: RefSeq, a predicted model, not a curated record